Medicago truncatula (barrel medic) is the source of this 2023-nucleotide messenger RNA. RefSeq lists its product as uncharacterized. The transcript is spliced from 5 exons. The record is from RefSeq and is a predicted model, not a curated record. NCBI's taxonomy places the organism in Eukaryota, Viridiplantae, Streptophyta, Magnoliopsida, Fabales, Fabaceae. The coding region runs from base 437 to 1714 and encodes 425 amino acids.
AACAAGUUUUAAGCGCGGCAUUCUGACAAUAUUCCUUCCUCUGACGUACGACGACACUGUCUUCUCUACUCUUUCUGUUCACUCUCUCUCUCUCUCUCUUCAUAGGCUUUCGUGUUCCUUUUCCAUCCCAUUAAUUACAUUAAUGCUAAUAAACGCAUUUACUACCAUUUUUUUUAUGUUUUAACUUUUCUUUUUCUUUCUUUCUUUCUUUCAUUGGGAAAUGAUAUUUCAAACAAAUCACAUAGACUCUCUCUCUAACAUUUAUCACUCUCCUUGCUAAAGCUCAACUCAGCUAAGUUAAGCUAGGGUUUUCUUUUCCUCAUACAUUGAUUGAUCUUCAUCUUUGCUCUGUCUUAUUUAAGGUUUUAAUCUAAAUUCUUUGUAGUAUUGGGCUGUGGCCUGGUUAGUUUGUUUUUGAAAGGUAAGGUGGUAAAGCAUGGAUUUUUUGAAGAUAAAAAAAUUUAGAAAAUCUCAGAAAGCAGGUGUGGUAAAAGAUUUGGUAGACAAGGCAGUGUCUGAGCCUGAGGAACCAAAGCCUAGCACUGGUGAUCCUGAUCAGUGUAAAUCAGAAAAUGCAGAUUCUUGUGCUGAUGCUGAGGACGAUGAUGAUUUUAUUACCAAUGAGGUAAAGAGGAGGCUCAAGGAAUUGAGAAGAAACAGUUUUAUGGUGUUGAUUCCUGAAGAAGAUUCGUGUCUGGAGGAAGGGGAGGAUGAAGAGGAAGAGGGAGAGACGGUACCAAAUGAAUGGAGGGAUGUGGAGGCAGAAGGCCAGCAAUGGUGGCGAGGCUUUGAUGCUGUUUUUGAGAAGUACUGUGAAAGAAUGUUAUUCUUUGAUCGGAUGAAUGUGCAGCAUCUUGGUGAAAUUGGAAAAGGUUCACAGAACACUUCAACUCCAUCUCCAAGAUCUACAUCAAAGAAGUUGGCAUCUCCCCUUCGGUGUCUUUCCUUGAAAAAAUUUGAAGGACCUGAUGAUGAGACUGAACAUCUUCAAGAGCCUGAAAAUAUUCCCUACUUGGAUAUUGAAACGGCAUAUGUAGGUCAAAUAUGCUUGACUUGGGAGGCUCUUCAUUGUCAAUACUCUCAUAUGAGUUAUAAGAUAUCAUGGCAACAUGAGAAUCCUACCUGUUACAGCCGUAGCGCUCAGGAGUUUCAACAAUUUCAGGUUCUAUUGCAAAGGUUUAUUGAAAAUGAACCUUUUGAGCAGGGCCCUCGACCCGAAAUUUAUGCUCGCUCAAGGAACACUUUGCCUAAACUACUUCAGGUUCCAAAUAUACGAGGUUCAGAUCAUGAAAUAACAGAUGAGUCAGACAUCAGAGUUCUUGCUCCAGAUCUUAUCAGGAUAAUUGAAAACUCUAUCCUUACCUUUCGUCUAUUCCUGAAAAGGGACAAGAAAAAGUCAAGUGUUAUCAACCUGUUUGGAAAUCAGAAUCAGCUCGCCACUCCUCUACAACAGGUUCAGUCUACUCUUGAGAAGAAAGUGGUGAAACUGAAGGAGCUAAGGAAGAAGGGUUGGAGAAAAAAUUCUUGGCCCCAGAAGCAUGAAGAUGUUCAACUAUUGCUUGGCCUUAUUGACGCGAAAAUCUUAUCAAGGGUUCUAAGAAUGACUAGGAUGACUAGAGAACAGCUGUUUUGGUGUGAAGAAAAGAUGAAAAAACUUGAUUUAUCAAAUAAUAGGUUAGAGAGGGAUCCAUGCCCCAUUCUAUUCCCUUGCUAAUCGCAGUCUUUAGUUCUUUACGCUAUGAAUGAUAAAUGUUGCUGAAGCUGCUUGUUUAGGAUGUCUAGGGAAGGUUUGUGGAUUAUGUGAGUAUGACAGGGCAUAGCAAGGCUUUUCUGCUAUAUCAAAUGUAUUAUUGUUCUGUAAUAUUUGUGAGUUUCUAGGCUGUCUUUUUGUAUAAUUCUUAGUGUAACGUACAUCAUUAUGGAUUACUCUUGUUGGUUCUUAGACUUGUGAUUUAGCUAUGUUUGGAAAGUUAAAGAAACACGUUUGCGGCUAUUUGCAGCUGCAGUUGUUAGUGUUGAUAAA